AACUGCCAAAGGGGUCCCAGAGAUGGAAACUAGGCAUAGAAACUCUCCCCACUUUAUACAUUUUUUGUUCUUGAAGCUUAGGGCACAUUUUCUGGCAGAAAGUGUUGAAAACUUGGGCUCUUCUUAUGGCACCAGGAUUUUUAUCCGAGUUUUAAAACUCAUGGGGAAGGGAAAUAGAUACAUAAUGUGGGAAUUACAGGAAUAAACCUAAACUAAAUGAUGAAAAAUUUCAUCACUAGGGGUGCAGGAAGCUUUUUGACCACUCCCAUUCUCCUAUCUGUGAAUCAUUUCUACUGUGCAAACAGUUUUGGUUCACUAAAGACUGUUAGGCAAUUUUAUGAUUUUGUUUUCUUAUAUUUAGUUCUGAAUAUUUUCUCAUCCAUCCCCCAAAAAGGCCUGUUUCUCCAAUAAAUAUUAAAGGCCAUUUCAACCAUUCUCAAUAGUUGUUUGUAAUUGCUGUAUUUUAGCAGAAGUUGAGAAAGAACAGGUGUGGCAACAGGGUUUUUGAACGUCAGGGAAAAUGCAUCAUAUUUGACAGAACCUUUGCUCCCAAUGGUUACCAAAGAGUCAAAGACACAACCAUGCGUUGUAAGAUGGCUUGAAUUCUUGACCUUCUACACAAGAAUAGACAUGUAUGGCAUAUACAGAUAAUCCGGUUGCUCUUUUCACCUAGCUUAUUAAUUGCAGGAACUGGCUCUGGAAUAAAUUGAUGGUCUCCGGCUGCGUUCAUGCAAAAUCACUACUGAUAUUGGUGUUAUGCUCAUAUGAAUGGAGUCACUCCAAUUGAGAUCUUCUCUAAUUUCUUGACCGAAUUAGAAGGUCCAAUGAAACGAGAAAUAGAUACAACAUUAAAUGCUCAUGUGGGAUUCACGCUUCUAUACCGGCAGCGCUAAACAUUGUGGAAGUGGCAAUUUGUUAUCCAAGAUAUCUUCAGAUUCUACUGGUUCUGCAGCUUUUGGAGGUGGAGAAGAUGUCAUUGUCAUUGUAAUUGCUGUUGAAUCAACCAAAUCUGGCUUUUCUGCCGUUUCAAAUGGAGGGGGAGCUGAAGAAGGGGGUGAUGUUCUUCUCCUAAACCGUGAUCCACAUAGAGCUGUGAUCGUAGCCAUGGCUGCUGCUAUCCCUACAACUAGGAGUGAAAAUGAGAGCAAUGGAUGUAUUAAUGGCUUCUCAUUCAAAGGGAUUCUCCUUCCCAUGACUUAAACAUCCAAAGGAAGAUAAUGCAAACUUGUGACCUCUAUUUCUUUGGAUUCU
This is a messenger RNA of Carya illinoinensis, 1251 nucleotides long. RefSeq lists its product as uncharacterized. The record is from RefSeq and is a predicted model, not a curated record. NCBI's taxonomy places the organism in Eukaryota, Viridiplantae, Streptophyta, Magnoliopsida, Fagales, Juglandaceae. The coding region runs from base 853 to 1200 and encodes 115 amino acids. The transcript is spliced from 2 exons.